AGCGCACAGGCGCCAGUGUGGCACUCACAUCCAUCAGCAACGUCACCGCCUUCUUCAUGGCCGCGCUCAUCCCCAUCCCCGCGCUCCGGGCCUUCUCCCUGCAGAAAAUCCAGUGCACUGUGUUCUUUCAAGGCAGCUGUGGUCGUGGUGUUCAACUUUGCUAUGGUCCUGCUCAUCUUCCCUGCCAUUCUCAGCAUGGACCUGUAUCGGCGCGAGGACAGAAGGCUGGAUAUUUUCUGCUGUUUCACAAGCCCCUGCGUGAACAGGGUGAUCCAGGUGGAGCCGCAGGAGAAUGCCUGCUUCCCGCCCCCGCCACCCUACAGCAGCCACAGCUUCGCCCACGAGACGCAGAUCACCAUGCAGUCAACGGUGCAGCUGCGCACCGAGUAUGACCCACGCACACACGUGUACUACACCACGGCCGAGCCUCGCUCCGAGAUCUCCGUGCAGCCCGUUGCCCUCACACAGGACCCCCUCAGCUGCCAGAGCCCCGAGAGCACUAGCUCCACCCGGGACCUGCUGUCCCAGUGCUCAGACGCUGGCCUGCACUGCCUGGAGCCACCCUGUACCAAGUGGACGCUGUCCUCCUUCGCCGAGAAGCACUACGCCCCUUUCCUCCUGAAACCCAAAGCCAAGGUGGUGGUGAUCUUCCUUUUCCUGGGCUUGCUGGGCGUCAGCCUUUAUGGAACCACCCGAGUGCGUGAUGGGCUGGACCUCACGGACAUCGUGCCCCGAGAGACCCGAGAAUAUGAUUUUAUUGCUGCACAGUUCAAGUACUUUUCUUUCUACAACAUGUAUAUCGUCACCCAGAAAGCCGAUUACCCAAACAGCCAGCACCUGCUCUAUGACCUCCACCAGAGCUUCAGCGGCGUGAAGUACGUCAUGCUGGAGGAGAACCAGCAGCUCCCCAAGAUGUGGCUGCACUACUUCCGGGACUGGCUUCAGGGACUUCAGGAUGCAUUCGACAGUGACUGGGAAAUGGGGAAAAUUAUGCCGAACAAUUACAAAAACGGAUCAGAGGAUGGGGUCCUGGCCUACAAGCUCCUGGUGCAGACCGGCAGCCGUGACAAGCCCAUUGACACCAGCCAGUUGACGAAGCAGCGCCUGGUGGACGCGAAUGGCAUCAUUAACCCCACGGCUUUCUACAUCUACCUGACUGCAUGGGUCAGCAAUGACCCUGUGGCCUACGCCGCCUCCCAGGCCAACAUCCGGCCACACCGCCCGGAGUGGGUGCACGACAAGGCUGACUACAUGCCAGAGACCAGGCUGAGAAUCCCAGCCGCAGAGCCCAUCGAGUACGCCCAGUUCCCUUUCUACCUCAACGGCCUGCGCGACACCGCAGACUUUGUAGAAGCAAUUGAGAAAGUCCGGACCAUCUGCAACAACUACACGAGCCUGGGCCUGUCCAGCUACCCCAAUGGCUAUCCCUUCCUCUUCUGGGAACAGUACAUUGGCCUCCGCCACUGGCUCCUGCUGUCCAUCAGCGUGGUGCUGGCCUGCACGUUCCUGGUCUGUGCUGUCUUCCUCCUGAACCCCUGGACAGCUGGGAUCAUUGUGACCGUCCUGGCCCUGAUGACAGUGGAGCUCUUCGGCAUGAUGGGUCUCAUCGGGAUCAAGCUGAGUGCGGUCCCUGUGGUCAUCCUCGUGGCCUCCGUGGGCAUUGGCGUGGAGUUCACUGUGCACGUGGCGCUGGCCUUUCUGACCGCCAUCGGCGACAAGAACCGCAGGGCGGUGCUCGCCUUGGAGCACAUGUUCGCACCCGUCCUGGAUGGGGCCGUGUCCACUCUGCUCGGAGUACUGAUGCUUGCGGGGUCGGAGUUUGACUUCAUUGUCAGGUAUUUCUUUGCUGUCCUCGCCAUCCUGACGAUCCUGGGUGUUCUCAAUGGGCUGGUUUUACUUCCAGUGCUCCUGUCCUUCUUCGGGCCAUACCCUGAGGUAUCCCCGGCCGGCGGGCUGAGUCGGCUGCCGACCCCGUCCCCCGAGCCUGCCGCCAGUGUGGUCCGCUUUGCUGUGCCCCCGGGCUGCCCACACGCAGGCUCCGACUCCUCAGACUCGGAGUACAGCUCCCAGACAACGGUGUCGGGACUCAGCGAGGAGCUGCGCCACUACCAGGCCCAGCAGGAGCCACGGGGCCUGGCCCGCCGCGGGGCCGCAGAAGCCCCUGAGAACCCUGUCUUCGCCCGCUCCACCGUGGUCCACCCUGAAGGAAGGGCCCCCCCCGCCCCGGAGGGAGCCCCCCCGGGAAGACCACCGUGCCCAGGACCCCGGAGCGCCCGUCCACACCGGCACCCCACGCCCGGCUACUGCCCGCCCUUCGCCACGGUGACUGCCUCGGCCUCGGUGACAGUGGCUGUGCACCCGCCUGGCCGCGCGGCCCGGGGAGGCCUGUGUCCCAGCCACGAGGACUGUUCCCAGGCUGGCCCCGGGUGCUUCGCAGACCCCCACGUGCCAUCCAGCGUGCGCCGCGAGAGGAGCUCCAAGGUCGAAGUCAUCGAGCUGCAGGACGUGGAGUGUGAAGAGACCCCCCAGGGACACAGCUCUGGCUGA
Molecule: messenger RNA, 2547 nt
Organism: Sorex fumeus (smoky shrew)
Lineage: Eukaryota; Metazoa; Chordata; Mammalia; Eulipotyphla; Soricidae
Product: protein patched homolog 1-like
Exons: 14
Coding region: 163-2547 (794 amino acids)
Biological process (GO): smoothened signaling pathway
Cellular component (GO): plasma membrane
Molecular function (GO): hedgehog family protein binding; smoothened binding; hedgehog receptor activity
Source: RefSeq, a predicted model, not a curated record